GUAAAAACUUAAAAUAAAAGAAGUAUAAUAGUGAUAAUAUUUAAAAUAAAACAAAAAGAAACAUUUUCUUUAUGUACGCAAAAAAACAAAGUAUGAUUAAAUUAACUCCUAUGGGCCCACAUAAACAGUUUAUUUCGGCCGCCCCGUUUUGUCGUCUCCUCUCAUCACCCUCCACCACCGUCGCUCCCUUUUCCUUUGACUCCCCACGCUUUUUUCUCUCUCUUAUCCUUAAAAAAAAAAAAAACCUUCUUUUUAAAUAAAUCACUUCUUAUAUGAAUUUCUUUCUUUCUGGUUUUCUCUAACUAAAAUUCCUUUCUCCUGUCCCCUCAUUUUCUCUCUCCUCUUUUUCAGAAAUAGAAGAAGACUCAUAAUAUUAUCAUAUGAAGAGCUUACAGUUGGCAUGCUUGAAGAUUGCUUCUUUUUCUUCUGAUGCAAUUUUAGAUCAACUGUUUUUCUCUUGACUUGGGUUUUUACGAGAAGAUCAUUGUUUUUACCAUUUUUCCCUUGGGAUUUGCUUCAUUUUUUAGUGGAGUAUAGUAAAAUCUAUUUCUUUUCUUCUUUAUUUUUUAUUUUUUUUUGCAAAGGCAUAUGGCCGGUAGUAAUGAAAUCAACGUCAAUGAAUGCAAGAAAGUAGUUCCUUUAAACACAUGGAUUCUGAUAUCAAAUUUCAAGCUAGCAUACAACCUGCUACGCCGGCCUGAUGGAACAUUCAACAGAGAACUAAAUGAAUUCCUAGACCGUAAAGUUGCUGCCAAUACAAUCCCAGUGGAUGGAGUUUUUUCAUUCGACAUCUUUGAUAAGUCUACAAAUCUCCUAAACCGCGUCUACAUGCCGGCAUCGCCAGAUAAUGAAGCGCAAUGGGGAAUUGUAGAGCUCGAAAAACCACUUAGCUGCGAAGAAAUCGUACCUGUUAUAGUAUACUUUCACGGUGGUAGUUUCACUCACUCGUCAGCUAAUAGUGCCAUAUAUGAUACCCUGUGUCGCCUUCUUGUUAGCCUCUGUAAGGCAGUCGUGGUGUCCGUAAACUAUCGUAGAUCACCAGAGCAAAGAUACCCGGCAGCUUAUGAUGAUGGGUGGUCGGCAGUUAAAUGGGUUAGUACAAGACCUUGGCUACAAAGUGGGAAAGAAAGUAACAGAAAAGUCCAUGUUUAUAUGGCCGGGGAUAGCUCUGGAGGUAACAUUGCACAUCAUGUGGCAGUCAGGGCUGCGGAGGAAGGGGUCCAGGUGAUCGGGAACAUCCUAUUGCACCCGAUGUUUGGGGGCGAAAAGAGGACCGAGUCAGAGAAGAGAUUGGAUGGGAAAUACUUUGUUACAGUUCAAGAUCGCGAUUGGUAUUGGAGAGCUUAUCUACCGGAAGGUGAAGAUCGGGAUCAUCCAGCGUGUAAUAUAUUCGGACCUCGUGGUAGGGAGAUCAAAGGGCUAAAUUUACCAAAGAGUUUAGUGGUUGUGGCUGGUUUAGACUUGGUUCAAGAUUGGCAAUUAGCUUAUGUUGAAGGGUUAAAAAGUGCAGGACAUAAGGUGAAACUUCUAUACUUGGAACAAGCAACAAUUGGGUUUUAUUUCUUGCCAAAUAAUGACAAUUUCUAUACUCUUAUGGAAGAGAUAAAGAAGUUUGUGAAUCCUAACUGUUAAUAGUUAGUUUCUUUCUUUGUCCUACUUUUAACCCCUCUUACCUAGAGUUCAUCCUUAUACAAUGACAAAAACAGCUUUUAACAUUUUCACCUUUACAUUUGCCUCUUUUUUUUUUUAGUUUUCCACUUUGAAAUUAAGUUGGGUGUGUGUAGCUAAGAAUUAAGAUAGAUUCCUGUGGUUAGUGUUAGCAUAAGAAAUGUGUUACUCUCAUUUAUGGCAACGAUCGAUCCGAGCGAGUUUUGGAUCUAUGGAGAUAAAUUCCAGUGAUUGUUUGGGUUAAUGGCGAUGCUGUUUCUGUUUGUGAUUCAUGAGCUCGUUAUGACUGACUACAUUCGAUUCGAAAUCUGCUCAAUUCAUCGUUGGAUUUGACAGAACCCAAAACCAACUAUAAGUUGAAGUUAAAAAGUACAUGCUCAACACCAGACAAAUUAAGAAGGUUGGUGUUUCGGGUGUUAAAUUAGUUGAUGUAAUUGAGUAUUAUUAUAAGGUGCUAAUUUUAGAGAACAUGGAUAUUGUCGACAUAAAGUCCAUGCCCUUGUGAAGCAUUAAUGUAAUCUUAUACAGUUGUUAUUAGAUAUGAAUUAUAUAAAGGAAAUUUUUGUUUGUUUC
Beta vulgaris subsp. vulgaris (sugar beet) is the source of this 2241-nucleotide messenger RNA. RefSeq names its product gibberellin receptor GID1B. Gene Ontology annotation, cellular component: cytoplasm; nucleus. Lineage: Eukaryota; Viridiplantae; Streptophyta; Magnoliopsida; Caryophyllales; Amaranthaceae. Gene Ontology annotation, biological process: floral organ morphogenesis; positive regulation of gibberellic acid mediated signaling pathway; raffinose family oligosaccharide biosynthetic process. Bases 589 to 1632 code for a protein of 347 amino acids. Gene Ontology annotation, molecular function: hydrolase activity; gibberellin binding. The record is from RefSeq and is a predicted model, not a curated record. The transcript is spliced from 2 exons.